UUUGUUAUUUUCUUAGGAGAACAUAUGAAAUUUCCAUAAGUUCAAACUUUCCAUGUAUAAACUUAAACUUUUCAUAAUUCGGUUCCAACUAGUACAAGGAUUUCUUUGUGUUUAACAUCUAUAAAUAUCCUGCCUUCUCAUGGUGGCUGGGCAUCAAUUUGUAGCAUUGUCAAGUUGGUUCGAACCCAUCGCCCUAUCAGGAACAUCGCAAUCACGAACGGUUUGCGGCGUCGGAAAGAAGACUCAUAGAGCUACGUCAUAUACGAAAACCACAAUCAAAUUGCUUCUAUAUUGUCUCAGGUCUUUGGGCGCAUCUGCAUUAUCAUGGGGGUUUGAACUCAAUUUGCAGAAUCAUCGAGUUGGUUCGAACGCAUCUCUUUCAGGUAAUUCUCUUCUUCAAUAUGAAUUUUCGUCACUUUAUUCACAGCUUUGCAUGUCUGUGGUAGAAAAUCCAUAUCUCGAUGUAGGAACAUCGAAAUCAUGAUCCGCUUGAUGUUUCGGAAACUAGACUCGUAGACCUACGUCAUACGCGGAACAUCGCAAUCACGAACGGUUUGCAGCGUCGGAAAGAAGACUCAUAGAGCUACGUCAUAUACGAAAACUACAAUCAAAUUGUUCUAGAUUGGCUCAGGUCUUUGGGCGCAUCUGUACGGCUUUAAAUUUGAACAAAUAUGAUGCACUUUCGUGAUCGCUAUACGCCGCAUCCUCAUCUAGAGAUAGUGAGCGACAAACGAAAUCCGAACGCCAAAGUCCUUGCCUUGGAGGUUGAACCUCCAGUGAUCGGUGCCUUCUCGCUUGACGGAGAGCUUUCUACGCUUCAUCUUGCUGAAUGGUCUAAAAAGGAGACCAAAGACGUCAUGAGCAACUUCUCAGGAAAAGCCACUGUUAUGGACGUCCCUUUGUUGAAGUCCGCAAUUCAUCGAGAAGUCGCGCCCACCGAAUCUUCUCAUCCUCAUGGAUGUUUCAACAACUGGAGUGUCCCGCCUUCUGGUUUCGGCAAAGUUUGCUACACACCCGGCUACUGGGAGUGGGUGGAAGAUGUUCUUCCUCGCUAUAAGGAAGUCUUGGAGCGUGUCAAAGUUUACGAUGCCAUCUACGCUUCUUUGUUCACAUAUGAUUACGAUGACAAUGUACUGCAUGCUUUUUGUGAGCUUUGGCGUCCGUCUACCAAUACGCUUUCCACUUUCGUCGGGGAGAUGUCUAUCUCGCUUUGGGACUUACGAACAAUUGCAGGACUUUCCAUUCACGGAUCUUUUUAUGAUGAAGUUGUUCCUUCGGUGAAAGAAUUGACGCAAAUGGACAAUCAGGGGAAACCAUGGCUCCCCAAGAGCUGCCUAUACUUGUUUUCAGCCUUUUACAAACUUGCCGAAGGUGACCGUCAUGAGGUGUCCAUCUAUGAUUGGGUGAAAUUUUGGUUUAGAGGACCAAGCAGGUAUGCGGAGCCUCCGCAAAAGGCGUCGAAGGGUCGUGCAACGAAGCCAAGAUUGAAUCACAAUCCUUCUGGGCAUAUUGACAUGAAUUACUUACCACGAACCGAUGAGGAGCAUGCCCCCUUCGUCGAGCUAGGAGUGGAAGAUUCACUUAGAGAUGAGACAAAUUUGUCGGCUUUCCUAACAUGUUGGCUCUGCAAGUUUGUUCUCCCCCAUAAGAAAAUUGACUAUGUGCGUGCUAGAGUUCUUAAAGUAGCGAGCUUGAUGGCUCAUGGAGAGAAAUUCUCUUUGGCAGUCCCAGUCCUUGCGAGCAUAUAUCGUGGCUUGAGAGAGAUCUCUACUUCUCCAGACUUGAAGUAGGGGAAUAUAAUUUUCCCCAUACACUAUGUAUAUGGCUGGCUAGGAGAAUAUUUUAAGACCCAUCAUCGUGCCAAUCACUCACAUCGGAGUAUACCUUUAUGCAAGAUUUCUGGCGAGAAGAUGGCCAAAUACUUCAAUUUUUCUGACGCCCGAAAGUUAUUUCAACAAGAUGAUGCCCGCCACCUCCAUCAUUUGGCGUUGCUACAAGGUAGGGAAUUAUACUUCACCGAUACUGGCGAUCUCUCAGAUUCAUGGAACGAUACUAUCAUAAGCCUUCGUUCGAGCUAUGUUACACUUAGGCAUGAUGCGGAUCUCAUCGUGGAGUCCUAUAGCCCUUAUAGGUUUAGCAGACAAUUUGGUUUUUCUCAAGACAUCCCUGGAGACCUCAUGGAGCGACCAUACGAUGGCACAUUGCUAACACUAGCACAACUUUGGAAUUCUUCAAUUCGCCUUGGAACCUCUUCAAAAGUCAUAAUUUCGGUGCGCCCAUCAGAAGGUAGUUCGCCUUUAAUGACUCGUGAGUACAUGGAAUGGUGGCUAGCCAAUCGGACAAAUCCAUCAGAAAUGAGCCCUCGAAUUAUUUCACAAAAAUCAAAGCAAGAUCAUACACCUAUGUCGUCCAAAAGAGGUCCGACUCGAAUGAAAGAAAAAUCGCAUCCUUCUUCUAAGUCCGAGGUGCAACUUAAUGAUACUCCGCAAGCUCAUGAAACUUCUUCUAAAUCCAAAACCUUGAAGGAUGUUGAAAUCCCUAUGGACAAAGGAGUUAAACGCGUCCGACUAGUCUCCAAGACAAGUGCUACGGCUCCUAAGGUGACCAACAAUACUUCCAAAAGAAGGGAGCCUUCGAGUUCAUUGGACAAGGGCGCCAAAGAAACAUGAAGUCUCGCACCAUCUUGCAACAAAAAGUCUCGCCCUUCCUCUCUUCCUAUCGAUGUUGGAAAUACCAUCGCAUCCUCUAGUUCGACGGAGAGUAAUACAAGUGGAGAUCGACAUUGGAAUCGUUUAGAAAGGAAAUCGAAGGAGUCCGACGAUCACCAUAAUGAAUUCGCUGAUUUGGACGCUAUUAGCAUUGGAUCUGAUAUCCAUCUGGAUGGGGAUCCAAACUCGAUGAUGGGCUUGGAAGAAGUAGCAGAACUAGUAAUAUUUCUUCUAUCCAUAUUUUCUGCAUUUACACUUUUUGUUUUUAAAUCUGUUUUUUUUUUGUUUUGUAGUUGGGUUUCCAGAAACUAGACGGGAUGAAUGCGGCUGAAGUUGUCGUUGAUCAGAUUACACAUCCGAAGACCUUCAGACCUUCCUCACAGCCAUUGCAACCUAGCGCGUCGAGCUUUGAUCCACAAGGGACUAUUUUCCGCUUCAAAUCAACUUUCGUCUCUGAGAUAUGGGGUGCAUUGUGCGGAUGGAUUACACAAUUUUCUUUAGGUUCCUUAGACAGCUUUAUGGUGUUGGAGGCAAGUAUUGCUUCGACUCUUGAGGAACUUAGGAAAAUCAAUAUUAUCGAUGUUUCUGCUUUGGAGGGUCUUGUCGAGAACUUCUUCAAGGCGUAUGCAGAGUAUGACUCUUUGAAAUCGUCGAAGAUGACUAAAGAAUUACACCAAGAAUCACUUUCAGAUGCACAACGGCGCCUCGAUGAUGCUAAACAAGAACAUGGAAAGCUAGAUGGGUCCAUGAAGGAGAUUCAGGCAAAUCUUGCGAAUGUGGAGAAAGACUUAGCAGCCUUGAACUCUAGGAAGGAGCAACUUAUUGCAUUCCUUGACAAACACCAAGAGGAGUGAGAUUCAUACUAUUGAAGCUAAUCAUGUGCUAUCUGAUGAAGAAGCAGAGAGACUAUCCAAGCUUGAAGAGGCAGUUGAGAAGAGGCGUCAACAAAUCCUAUGCUUCAAGCCUUUUCCGUGACUUAGAUUCUUGCUUAGGAUUUUUACUCUUUAAUUGCUUGUUAUGAUGUAGUGACAUUUCCUUCUUGAAGCAAUAAAAGUA
Messenger RNA from Lycium barbarum (goji berry), 3764 nucleotides. RefSeq lists its product as uncharacterized. NCBI's taxonomy places the organism in Eukaryota, Viridiplantae, Streptophyta, Magnoliopsida, Solanales, Solanaceae. The transcript has 5 exons. Bases 672 to 1790 code for a protein of 372 amino acids. The record is from RefSeq and is a predicted model, not a curated record.